This is a messenger RNA of Drosophila takahashii, 508 nucleotides long. RefSeq lists its product as uncharacterized. The record is from RefSeq and is a predicted model, not a curated record. Lineage: Eukaryota; Metazoa; Arthropoda; Insecta; Diptera; Drosophilidae.
UGGACUUUCUAGCUUUACUCUACCUGUUUCAUUCUGAAAUAUGUGCAUUUUCGAAUCAUUUUGCCGAAUUGAAAUCCUGGUUCGAUAAAAAUGUUAAGGGCCGACAAGAUGCGGAAACGACUGACACUAUAAUAAUGCUCUGUCUUAUAAAAGUGAAAAAAUUAAGGCGGGCUCAAAAUACUGAUACAGCCAAUACGAAUACUGAAAAUAUAGAAAGGCAGCCUGAAAUGAACUUCGAAAAUACGGACAAUAUAAAUAGUGCUAAUAGAGAAACGCAGCCUGAAAUUAACUUAGGAACAAGUUUUAACAAUACGAAUGCUGUCGAAAACUACAUAAUCCUCCCGACCAUAAAAAUGCCAAACAUUACGGUUAUCAUUGUUGAAGAAGAGUUAUCCCAAGUGGCUAGAACGGGAUUCGGUGGAGAAAAUGAUCUAGCUAAAAUAAUUGGACAAUUCAAAGAUUGCUUGAAGAAGAAAUUAGAGGUUCUUGCGGAAAUAAAGGAAUAAAA